GCCAUUGCCAUUCCACUCCAACAGUACCAACCAUGGCCAAUGUGGUUGUACUAGUCGCGUUUGUUGUCUGUCUCUCUAUCACAAUCCAAGCGGUUCGCAUCGAUCACGGCCUGGUGAUGGGCUCCAAUCCGUUCCGUACCUCGUUUGCUGUCGAGCUGGUGGCAAAGGACGGGAGCGUGGUGGCCCGCACGACGGCGCGGUAUGCUGGCGAUGCUCAUGUGGCGGCCGACGGCGCAACAGGAGCGUGGGAGGUCGAGCCGCGCGAGCUUGCAGGCCUCCAGCCCAACGUGGCAUACGCAUACACCGCGACGGAGCAGCGCAAGAUGCGCAGCGACGCAGGCCUGGCCCACGACAGCUCGUUUGAGCGUGCCGUGUACACGGGUGAGUACGUGGCGACCGGGCUUGCGGGUGACGACCGUGGCAACGUGCGCCCGCUGUUGUCAAAGGCGACAGUGCCUGCGCUGGCGUUUGACGAGGCGUCGCCCAUUGACGACGAGGUUGUGCGGCGAGAGGCGGUGUUUGUCGACCCGGAGCUUGCCGAGUCGCUGGCGCCGGGCAUCGAGUUUGAGAUGGCAGUUCACGAGGAGAUAUUCCGGGUCCAGGUCACGUCGACGUCGCGCCGGCUGCACAACGCGCUCGCGGUGAGUGCAACGCUGCUGUGUGCGGCCAAGGACGCCAUGGCGCACCAGGCGUGUGGAACUGCGACACUGGUAGUGCACAGGCACGUGGUGGUGGCCAACCUUGUCCACGAGGCCCACAAGGACCCGAGCGCCCCGCUGGAGCACUAUCAGCUUCGGUACCAUGGAAGUGGCGAGAAUGACCCAGACCCGAUGCACAAGGUGCGGACCAUCGACCAGCAGCGGUUUCCUGACGAGGAGUCUGUGCUUCCGCCGGCCGACGCUGCGAUGGCGGACGACGAGUCCAGCGACGCCGCCAACCGGCUAGCAUCGGACGACACGACUGCGGGCGGCGUGCCGAUCCUGGACGUGUUUGUGGCGUACACGACCGCGAUGAAGAACGGGCGCGGCGGGACGUCGGCGGCUGAGGCGCACAUUCUGCUCGGCGAGACCGAAUCGAAUGAGAUCUACCAGAACUCUGGCGUCAACAUGCACAUGCGGAUUGUGUACACCAAGGAGUAUGCGUACACCGAGCUGAGCUCGGGUUCGAACAUGCUUACCGACUUUCGCAACAACAACGGGGUGUUUUCGGACGUGACCUCGAUCCGGGCUAUGUACGGCGCAGACAUCGGCUCGUUGUGGACGCAGACACACGGCGGAUCGUGUGGCGUAGGGUAUGUGGCAACGUCGAUGAACCAGUCGCCGGUGUACGCGGUGGCGGUGUGCAAGCAGUCGUGCGCUGUGGGGUACUACACCUUUGCGCACGAGCACGGCCACAACAUGGGAUGUAACCAUGACCUGGCGAACGACGGUGUGAAGCUCCAUCCCUACUCGCUCGGGCAUCACUGGAGUGGCAAUGCGUACCGGUCGGCCAUGGCGUACUCGCCGGGCACGCGGGUCAAGCACCACUCGUCGCCGCUGCGGACGCACAACGGACAGCCGACCGGGGUGGCGGACGUUUCGGACAACGCGCGGUCGCUCAACAACGCCAUCUCGAUGACGACAAACUGGUACCCAGACACCAUUGAUUGGUCUGUCGGCACGUACGGCGCUUGUUCAGUCAGCUGCGGCGGUGGUGUCGCGACUCGUCCGGUGACGUGCCAGCUGGCGUCAGGUACGGUCAUCGACGAUGCACUGUGCGAGAUCGAGGCGGCCAAGCCGUCGACGAGCCAGGCAUGCAACACCCAGUCGUGCGCGACGUACUCGUGGCAGACUGGGUCGUUUGGCGCUUGCUCGGUGGCGUGCGGCGGCGGAAGCCAGAGCCGCAGCGUGGAUUGCGUCGAGUCGGCGACCGGGACGAUUGUCGCCGAGACAAACUGCGACGCCGGCAGCAAGCCAGCGACGAGUCAGUCGUGCAACUCGCAGGUGUGUGUGACCUACUCUUGGGUGGCCGGCUCGUGGGGCUCGUGCUCGGUGGCUUGCGGCGGGGGGAGCCAGAGCCGGACGGUCGAGUGCGAGUCGUCGACAGGUUCGACGGUGGCCGAUGCCAACUGUGACGCCGGUACGCAGCCGGCAGCGACGCAGAUAUGCAAUACUCAGGCGUGCCCGACGUAUGCAUGGGUGACGUCGGGGUGGACCACCUGCUCGGAGCCGUGCGGCCCGGAAGGGCUCCAGACCCGGACGGCGACGUGCUACCGCGACGGAUCGGCUGUGGUGGCCGACACCUUCUGCACUGAUCCCAUGCCGGCGCUGCAGCAGACCUGCAACACUGGGUUGUGUGCUCAAUCCACACGUGGGUGGCCGGUUCGUGGAGUACGUGCCCGGCGGCGUGCGCGCAGUUGGGGCAAGAGACACGAGUCAUCAAGUGCCAGGACAUGGCGGUGACGCCGCCGGCUGAGGCGCCGGAGGAUGCAUGCGACCAGCUGGCGCGGCCUGCGGCAGCGCGUGACUGCCUUGGCCCGUGCGACAACGCGGCGAGCGGGACUGGCCAGGUCUCGGCCGGCGCAGCGCAGGUUGGCGCGGCGCCGUCCAAGGACGAGUCGAUGACGUCAUCGACGAUUUUCUUUGUGGUUGUGGGCGCGUCGGCUUGCGCUGUCUGCCUGGCGGUGUUUGCAGGAGUGGUGGCGAUGCGCCGGCGGGCGGCGGCGCGUAACGCGCUCCUCCUCACGAUUGCGUCACCGUAUGGUGACGAGCAGCCGUAUUCACUCGACAUGCUU
Thecamonas trahens ATCC 50062 is the source of this 2773-nucleotide messenger RNA. RefSeq lists its product as uncharacterized. Gene Ontology annotation, molecular function: metalloendopeptidase activity. The transcript is spliced from 2 exons. Gene Ontology annotation, biological process: extracellular matrix organization. Gene Ontology annotation, cellular component: extracellular matrix. The record is from RefSeq and is a predicted model, not a curated record. Bases 33 to 2441 code for a protein of 802 amino acids. Lineage: Eukaryota; Apusomonadida; Apusomonadidae.